AUGAGCAACAAAUAAUAAUAAGCUAAAGAUUAUCUCACAGCAUGUUUUCAAUGCAAAGGUUUUGAACCUUUCUUUGUAGUCACGAAAACAUCACUUUUGCGUAUAUUAGAUAAUAUGGCAUAAAUAUAAUUUGACAGAGAUUUAGCAAAUGAGUUAUUUGAACGUUGUCCAACCAAUUUCAAAGGGUUGGUGAAAAUAGAAGAUUUCAUAGAAAUUGUUAUUUAGGCUGACAUAGUAUUGAAUGAAAAAAUCAACAAAGCUAAUCAAUUUAUUGUGAAGUAAACAGAAGAAUUGGCUAAAUUAACAAAUAAAAAUCGUUCUCAAGUUUUGCAGAUUCGAGUAAUUGGAGCUAAGAAUCUCCAUUAAGGAUUGAUUAAUGCUUCAAACAAGCCUUACGUUGUUGUACAUUUCAAUCAAGAGAAAAAGAGUUCUCGUUUAGCACAUAAUGAUAUCCUCAAUCCAAUUUGGGAAGAGACCUUUGUUUUUCCCAUCAAGUCUGGAAAUGAAUAAACUUAUAUUUCAAUAUUGACUUUGGACAGCACAACUAAUAAAAGCAGUUUAAUAGGUGAAGUUCAUUUUGGAUUAAGAGAGUUAGAAGAUCAAAUGAAGCAUAAUCAGUGGUUUAAUAUUUAUGAUCGCCAUGGCACAAUGAGUAGUGGAAGUUUGCAAUUGGAAUUACAAUUAUUACUUGAUGAGUCAAUGUUUUAUGAAUAGGCUCAGCAAGUAAUGCAGCAAUAAAUACUGAAUUAACAAGAGGAGAAGAAUCAAUAUGAGAAUGAUUUGAAGAUUCUUUAUGCUCCUUUUUAGAAUGGAGUAUUGCAACCAAAAAGACUAAUUGUUCCUGAUGCUCCUCAAUUGAUGUUUGUUCAUGAAUUCUCUAAGCCAAUCAUAUAUCAGGGAGAUAAGAAAGUAGAUUUGACAGUUUACAAAACUCCACAAUUGAGUGACAGUAGAGUCUUACAAAUUUUGAAUCAGCCUCCUGAAAGUGUGACUACAGUACAUCCAGAGAUUGACUAUCCAGCUAGACAUGAUCUUAAAUAAAAGGCUAAUUAUGGGUAUGAUCAUGUCACUAAGGAUAUGAAAUUAACAGCUAUUUUUAUCGUAUUGUAUGUGCUUAGCAGCAUUUAUUUGUGUUGGGUGAAAACUGAUUUUGUUAAUAUUACCAUAGCCUUAUGUACUUCGUUGAUUGUUGGUCUUAACUAUUUUGAGAAGAACCAUUUAAAUAUAUUUGCAAUUCUAAUAAUUUUGACUUUGUUAUAUGAUGUGUCUUGGUUGGCAGCCUAUUCAGGAGUUUGGUGGAAUCAAAGUAAAUCAGAAAAUCCCUAAUAAGAAUCUGAGCUUAUUACAUCUUAGAGAAUAACGAUUCUUGUCAGCUACUUUGUGAUAGUGUUGAAGAUAGCAUUAUCAUGUCAAUUAUGGAAUUUGAAAAAGAACAUAGAACCAUUGAAUAAUCAUAAAUAAUUUGGAAUUGGGACACAUCUAUAUUAAGCGAAUGGAGGACACAUAAACCCAUUUAUUUAAUGA
Molecule: messenger RNA, 1524 nt
Organism: Paramecium tetraurelia
Lineage: Eukaryota; Ciliophora; Oligohymenophorea; Peniculida; Parameciidae
Exons: 4
Molecular function (GO): calcium ion binding
Source: RefSeq, a predicted model, not a curated record